Molecule: messenger RNA, 1420 nt
Organism: Daphnia pulicaria
Lineage: Eukaryota; Metazoa; Arthropoda; Branchiopoda; Diplostraca; Daphniidae
Product: actinia tenebrosa protease inhibitors-like
Exons: 7
Coding region: 139-1182 (347 amino acids)
Molecular function (GO): serine-type endopeptidase inhibitor activity
Source: RefSeq, a predicted model, not a curated record
GGUUAUUGCCUUUGUCUGGUUGAAUGUCAGUAAAAGCAAGGGAGUCGUGUUGAGCAGCCAAUUCCGAUGCCACUUUAGUCAGUUUUUAGUUCUCGAUCAAACACGCGAAAAAGGAGCUGCGCUUCAAUCUAGCAGAUAAUGUUGAGGGUAAUUUUUUCCUUGCUCUGUGCCACAUCAAUCGUCUUUGCUAUUCCUUAUCCAGCCACUAAAAGGGAAAAUAAUGAAGAAGUUGACAUAUGUGCCUUACCGCCAGUCAAUCCGGGCUCAAAAGCUUGUCGAGGCUUCUUUCGUCGCUGGACAUAUGACAUUAAAACGGAAACUUGCGCGAUUUACAUUUACGGAGGCUGUGGAGGCACAGAAAAUUUGUUCCACACUGAAUUUUCCUGUCUAGCAAAAUGCAACAAGCCAGGAUUGCAGAAAUUAAUUAGUAAAAGCGAUCUUACCGCUCCGUGUAUGCAGCCGAAAGCCGAAGGACUUUGUCGAGCGGUCAUUCCUAGUUUUUAUUUUGACGUUCAGACGGGAAAGUGCACAAUGUUUGAUUAUAGCGGUUGUCACGGAAACAGUAACAGGUUCGCAACAGAAGAGGAAUGCGAACAAGAGUGCUACGACUUUCCAAAUUUUUGGCAAAAUUCCGGAAUUGCGAACUCCUCAGUUGGUUUAGCCUUAUCUUCUUCUUCAGAUUCUCAAGCGAAUGCCGAGGACGAAGUCGAUGUUUGCUCACUGCGUGUCGUCAACCCAGGCCCGAAGCGAUGCAAAAUCAAUACUCAAAGGCGCUGGACAUACAGUGCCAAGACGAAAGCAUGUGAAAUAUUCGAAUACAUUCCUUGUACCAGCAAAGAUCCUCCAAAUUUGUUCUUCAAUGAAUAUGCCUGUCUGGCAAGUUGUAACCAACAGGGAUUACAGAAAUUAAUCAAUGAAAGCGAUCCUACUUCUCCGUGCAUGCAACCGAAAGCUGCCGGGAACUGCCGGGGUUCCUUUCACAGCUUCUAUUUCGAUAAAAAGACUGGAAUGUGCACUACAUUUACUUACACCGGUUGCGGUGGUAACGUAAACCAAUUCAGCUCGGAGGAGGAAUGUUACCUCAAGUGUAACAAUGUCUUGCAUGAAUCCGAUUCAAUAACGGUUGAUUCAGCUCCAUUCCUAGCACCAGAUGAAACGAAUGUUGAAAUCAUUGGUGCCUAGCGAUGAGAGAUAAGCUCCAUAAAAUAUCUACGCAUUGUAAAAAGAAUAAAACCGAGAAAGAAUCCAAUGGUUAACAAGAUGGAUUGAAAUAGGAUAGGCUUUGAGUUAAAUGCAGGUCAUUUCACUACAUUCGUAAUUCGUAUAUACCUUACGCAAAAAUUUGUUUUCUAUUUUGGGGGGAGGCGGACGUGAUGACUGGAGGCAAAAAUUGCUUUGGCGAAUACACGUUAUCCAUUUU